UGUAAGUAUAAAGGUGUACCAUUGCGCAUAAUGGCGUCAUCCGUAGUGACGUAUGUGUAGUAGGCCAAUGAAAAAUGGCCAGGAAUGCAGCCGCGAAAUUCAAAUGCUCUAUUAAUCGUAUAUUACUAAAUAUAUAUUAAAAUAUAUAUUUUAACUUAAAAUUUGUAAUAAAAGAAUAAUAUUUCAAGAUAUCCUCUUCAAGAUAUCCUCAAUAGGCUCCACGUCCGUAUUCUCGAGGCCCCUGCUAUCAAUCUCCGUCGCCAGCCAUUCUCUUAAUACGCACACUUAACCUUACCAACACUGUUUAUUCUGUGUGACACUGUCAGCAGCCAUAUUGAAUUCUAACAUUCCUGGCCAUUUCUGAUUGGCUAUCAUUUUUGACGACUGCGCAUCCACGGGAAUGGAACACCUUUAUACUUACAUCAUGGUUACGUUCAACAGAACGUUUAUUUUGCAACUGUUGGAAAUUUUCUUAAUUCACUCUUCGUCUCUUUCUGUUCCCUUAAAAAGAGACAAGAAGUUAGUUAAGCUAAGCUGGAAAACGCCCAUUGUUAAAGUGGUCGACGGACCACAUGCGGGCCGAGGUGGUGAAAUUAAACACCUGUACCGAAGCUUUGCCUUUUUACACUCGAGAAUGUUCGUCGACAACGGCGGAAUAUUCGUAUGCAAGACCAGACAUUUACAAUUGUCCGGUGGAAAUAAGACAACUUCCAUUAAUUCUAUGUCACCAGUGGCAGGAUUUAUGUCACCUAGAAUUGCCUCUCCGAUGCAUCCCAGCGGAGGUGGUUUUGGACGAGGUGGCGGCGGUGGAAGAGGCAGAGGCCGUGGCGGUGGCGGUGCAAGACGCGACAGGGAAUUAAUUGGAACCACGAUCAAAAUAACGGGUGGCCCGUACAAGGGAAAUGUAGGCAUUGUAAAGGAUGCGACGGAGACCACAGCGCGCGUGGAACUACACUCCACGUGCCAGACAAUCUCCGUCGAUCGGUCUCACAUUGCACCAACAACGUUUUUGUUUGGUUGUGAACCCGGGUCUUCGGAUUACCAGACCCGCGCACAAUCCUCUGCGCCACGAUCGCCACAGAACGGUUCUCGCACCCCUCAUUAUGGUUCAAUGACGCCGUCUCACGAUGGAUCGCGAACGCCAGGACAAUCUGGCGCCUGGGACCCGUCAGUUACUAACACACCCGCCAGGACAAACGAUUUCGACGGCUACAGUAUAGAAGAAGGUGGCUCGCCCGGUUACGGGCCCGGAUAUCCUCCCACCGGUGGGCCGUUUACCCCACAGACUCCGGGCACCAUGUACGGCUCGGAUCGACAAUUUUAUGAUAUACUUUAAUGUAAUAUGUUCUACCUCUAGUCUUAUUAAAACAGAAAUAAAAGUUUUUAUGACAUA
Molecule: messenger RNA, 1393 nt
Organism: Vollenhovia emeryi
Lineage: Eukaryota; Metazoa; Arthropoda; Insecta; Hymenoptera; Formicidae
Product: transcription elongation factor SPT5-like
Exons: 4
Coding region: 401-1336 (311 amino acids)
Biological process (GO): regulation of DNA-templated transcription elongation; transcription elongation by RNA polymerase II; regulation of transcription by RNA polymerase II
Cellular component (GO): DSIF complex
Molecular function (GO): mRNA binding
Source: RefSeq, a predicted model, not a curated record